This is a messenger RNA of Gambusia affinis (western mosquitofish), 3685 nucleotides long. Its product is annotated as sodium-coupled neutral amino acid transporter 2-like. The record is from RefSeq and is a predicted model, not a curated record. Lineage: Eukaryota; Metazoa; Chordata; Actinopteri; Cyprinodontiformes; Poeciliidae. The transcript has 36 exons. Bases 220 to 3090 code for a protein of 956 amino acids. Gene Ontology annotation, biological process: L-glutamine transport; amino acid transmembrane transport. Gene Ontology annotation, molecular function: L-glutamine transmembrane transporter activity.
ACAAUUUAUUCGAGGGUGUUCGCUGUCUUAAAUUCUUUUGCUACUUGAAAAAAUCUUUAACUAGUAUCAAAACCAGAGUUAUACUGACAGGUGUAAGUUACUUAUUGCAGAAAAGUAGGUGCAAUGUAGGUUAAUCCUUUUUUACAUUCGGACUUUAAAUCCUUUCAGUUUCAUUUUGUUAUCUCAAAGUCAUCUUAUAAAGGCUUUAAAAGCUCUAAAAUGCCAUAUGCUGAUGAAGACAGCUACAGCUCCAACAGUGAUAACUUCCUUUACAAUGAGGAACUUCUGGAUGGCAAGAAGAAAUAUAACGCAAAAUCUGACAGUUCUUCUAGUGAUGGAAACAGCAACUGGAGCUGCAACUCUGAUAGAAGCAAAGAGAUGCCUCUCGAUUUCAAGACAGAUCCUCCUCUGGAUGGCCAAAGCUAUAAUUUAGAUGCAGGAAGUCAAAUCUCCCCCCAAAACCAAAACCCAAGCAAAGAGAAAGAAAUUGAACAGUAUCAGGUUGAUCCAUCUAGUGGGAGGAAUCACAUAAACCUGGGCAAUAAAAUCAUGAGCAGUGACAUCCCUGUGCCACUGAUCAGGAACAAUCAGGCCGGUUCUAGAACUGAGAUGAAAUGUCUGAACGCUCCUCGAGACGACAAGAGCUGCAGUUCCAACAGCAACGACUUUGCGUACUCUGACUUUCCCAAGAAGUUUCCUCUCAAUGGCUCUAAAAUGCCAUAUGCUGAUGAAGACAGCUACAGCUCCAACAGUGAUGAGUUCCUUUACAAUGAGGAACUUCUGGAUGGCAAGAAGAAAUAUAACGCAAAAUCUCAGGACAGAUCUUCUAGUGAUGGAAACAGCAACUGGAGCUGCAACUCUGAUAGAAGCAAAGAGAUGCCUCUCGAUUUCAAGACAGAUCCUCCUCUGGAUGGCCAAAGCUAUAAUUUAGAUGCAGGAAGUCAAAUCUCCCCCCAAAACCAAAACCCAAGCAAAGAGAAAGAAAUUGAACAGUAUCAGGUUGAUCCAUCUAGUGGGAGGAAUCACAUAAACCUGGGCAAUAAAAUCAUGAGCAGUGACAUCCCUGACUCACUGAUCAGGAACAAUCAGGCCGGUUCUAGAACUGAGAUGAAAUGUCUGAACGCUCCUCGAGACGACAAGAGCUGCAGUUCCAACAGCAACGACUUUGCGUACUCUGACUUUCCCAAGAAGUUUCCUCUCAAUGGCUCUAAAAUGCCAUAUGCUGAUGAAGACAGCUACAGCUCCAACAGUGAUGAGUUCCUUUACAAUGAGGAACUUCUGGAUGGCAAGAAGAAAUAUAACGCAAAAUCUCAGGACAGUUCUUCUAGUGAUGGAAACAGCAACUGGAGCUGCAACUCUGAUAGAAGCAAAGAGAUGCCUCUCGAUUUCAAGACAGAUCCUCCUCUGGAUGGCCAAAGCUAUAAUUUAGAUGCAGGAAGUCAAAUCUCCCCUCAAAACCAAAACCCAAGCAAAGAGAAAGAAAUUGAACAGUAUCAGGUUGAUCCAUCUAGUGGGAGGAAUCACAUAAACCUGGGCAAUAAAAUCAUGAGCAGUGACAUCCCUGUGCCACUGAUCAGGAGCAUACAGGCCUGUUCUAGAACUGAGAUGAAAUGUCUGAACGCUCCUCGAGACGACAAGAGCUGCAGUUCCAACAGCAACGACUUUGCGUACUCUGACUUUCCCAAGAAGUUUCCUCUCAAUGGGCAAUACCCAGAUGCAGAUCCAGAGAGUCACAACUUCCUCUCUGAUCACAACCCAAGCAAGAAGAAGUAUGAAACUGAAUACCACCAGGGCAGUGCCUCCUUCGGCAUGUCCGUCUUCAACCUGGGCAAUGCCAUCAUGGGCAGCGGCAUUCUGGGUCUGUCCUACGCUAUGGCCAACACCGGCAUCGCUCUGUUUGUGAUUCUCCUGGUUUCCGUUGCCAUUUUCUCCUUGUAUUCUGUCCACUUGUUGCUGAAGACAGCCAAUGAAGCAGGUGUUCUUGUUUACGAGUCACUGGGUUACAAGGCCUUUGGGAUCCCAGGCAAACUGGCUGCUUCCUGCUCCAUCACCAUGCAGAACAUUGGAGUCAUGUCAAGCUACCUCUUCAUUAUUAAAUAUGAACUCCCCAUUGUUAUUCAGUCUGUUACUGGAGCAAAUAAUGGUGAAUGGUACAUCAAUGGAGAUUUCCUUGUGAUUCUGGUCUCAAUUAUUAUUAUCCUGCCUCUCUCUCUGCUCAAGAACUUGGGUUACCUUGGUUACACCAGCGGUCUGUCUUUACUCUGCAUGGUGUUUUUUCUGAUUGUGGUGAUCAUAAAGAAGUUCCAGAUGCCAUGCCCUCUGCCUAAUAUUGUGGCUGGAAAUGAAACCAUGCAUAUGUUCAACAGCACCCCCCACAGCGACAACGCCACUGCAGAUGAUGACACUUGCAAGCCUAAAUACUUUGUCUACAACUCACAGACUGUCUAUGCUAUACCCAUCCUCACUUUUGCCUUCGUGUGCCACCCUACUAUCCUACCCAUGUAUGAUGAGCUCAAAGAUCGGUCACGCCAAAAGAUGCAGAAUGUGGCCAACGUGUCCUUCCUGUCCAUGUUCAUCAUGUAUCUGCUGGCUGCCCUCUUCGGAUACCUCACCUUCAACAACCAUGUGGAAUCUGAGCUGCUCCACACCUACUCAAAGUUCUACAAGUACGAUAUUCUCCUGCUGGUUGUUCGUCUGGCUGUGCUGGCCGCUGUCACACUCACAGUCCCUGUGGUGCUCUUCCCUAUUCGUACCUCAGUCGGCCACCUGCUGUUCCCAAAAAAGGACUUCAGCUGGAUCCGUCACGUUAUUAUCACCGUGAUCCUGCUAGCAGGAACCAACAUUCUGGUCAUCUUUGUCCCCAGCAUCAGAGAUAUUUUUGGUUUCAUUGGUUCCUCUGCUGCUGCAGUGCUGAUCUUCAUCCUGCCCUCAGCUUUCUAUCUCAAACUGGUUAAGAAGGAGUCAAUGGUAUCCAGGCAGAAGAUUGGGGCUGCGAUGUUCCUGAUAUUAGGAUUUGUUGUCAUGUUUGGCUGCAUGACUCUUAUCAUCUUUGACUGGAUCAUGUACUCUAUGGAAGACCAAGGUCACUGAAGCUCCAGCUCUUCUGCUACUAGCGAGGAACUGAAUUUAUUUUCUCUUUUUAACUUUCAUUUCAAAGUUGCUAUUUUUUUUACUGUACCAAAUAUGUCAUUUGAAGCACAUAUUAUUUGUCCUUUUUCAGGUAAGCCAAACCUUUUCAAUAUUCCUCCUAAAAUCCUAUGGCUUUGCACAGAGGUGCUAAGCUGUCAAGACACUACAGUAUGUACUCAAGCUAAAGCAAUACUACUUGUAUAUUAAAAAGAUACAUAUCUUGGGCGUGCUGUGGUGGCGUAGGGGAUAGCGCGGCCCACAUUUGAAGGCCCUCAGUCUUCGACACGGCAGUUGCGGGGUCAAUUCCCGGACCCGGCUGACGUUUGCUGCAUGUCAUUCCCCCUCUCGCUCCCCCCUUCCUGUCAGUCUACUUUCAAAUAAGGGACACUAGAGCCCUCAAAAGACCCUCUGGAGGGAAAAAAAAAGAUGCAUAUCUUUUUCAUUUCAACUUUUUUCCAGACUGUAAACAGAAAUAUUUUAGAAUGUCAAAUCAAUAAUUUUCUUACAAAGUGUUUGAUUCAAUGUAAAAACAUUUUUAAAUAAAAUGUUGUAUUGA